Messenger RNA from Cetraspora pellucida, 315 nucleotides. Lineage: Eukaryota; Fungi; Glomeromycota; Glomeromycetes; Diversisporales; Gigasporaceae. The record is from the annotation of a GenBank genome assembly.
AUGACAUCUCAAUUUGGAAGGAUAAUGCUUGAAAAUCAAUCCAAAAAACCUGUAGCUAAAUCAAAUUUAACACAUCGAUACUUUCCUCCUCUAAUACCUUCCCAAUCCCAAUAUGCAUCUCCUGAUUCAGAUGAUAAUGAGGAUAGUGAAGAUGAAUAUAAUGAGGAAGAGAAUAGAUGGCAUGCUCCAUUUCAUGCAAGUGAAUUUGGGGGAGUAAAUGAUGCAACAAUUAAUGCUCUGGAGUGGAAAGCUGAUAAACCUUCUGACUUUGCUAUAAAGAGCAAUUCCAAACAUAUAUCUGAAUCAUUAGGAUGA